Molecule: messenger RNA, 2570 nt
Organism: Austrofundulus limnaeus
Lineage: Eukaryota; Metazoa; Chordata; Actinopteri; Cyprinodontiformes; Rivulidae
Gene: lrrc58b
Product: leucine rich repeat containing 58b
Exons: 4
Coding region: 211-1269 (352 amino acids)
Cellular component (GO): cytoplasm
Molecular function (GO): protein binding
Source: RefSeq, a predicted model, not a curated record
GAAUGGCUGCGAUGWAAGAGGGCGACAUAGGUUUCAGAGUAGUUAAAUGAAGCUACUUUAGCCCAGAAAAAAGUGCAGAGACUCAUGUUUUAGCAGGAAUAAUGCUCUCCAUGUUCCAAUACAACUCCUGGAGCUAACCUGUGAUUUACGUGGACGGAGGAACGUCCGAAGUCUCGAGCAGACUUGAAAUUAACUCGAAAAAUAGCCAAAAUGGAGAGUCACCAUGGAGCGGCGUCGGCAAGAGACUGCGUGCUCGACUUUUCGCGUCUGAGUUUGACCAGUUUUAACGUGGACAGUGUCAGCGACGACAGGAAGAAAGACACGAAACAGCUCUACCUGAACUACAACCGACUGACCUCACUUCCCUCGUCGGUGAGUCUUUUCUACAACCUGGAGUUUUUGGACAUCAGCAACAACGGACUGACGGUCAUCUGUGAGGGCAUAACUCGAUUAGCGAAGCUUAAAACACUUUUAGCCAAAAACAACCGGCUGGACGAGUUUUCUCUGCCCAAGGAGUUCGGCUCUAUGCGGCUGGAAGUGUUGAACUUUAGUGGGAACCGGUUUGAGGAGAUCCCUCUGCAGUGCACUAAACUGGUCCAUCUACAGUCGCURUCUGUGGGCGGAAACAGAUUAAAAAGUAUUCCUUCAGAGAUAGAAAAUUUACCCUGUUUGGAGAUGUUGUAUUUGGGUGGAAACCUUAUUACAGCCAUUCCUCCAGAAGUGGCGAACCUGCCCUGCCUCACUUACCUGGUGCUGUGUGAUAACCGUAUCCAAAGUGUGCCUCCGCAGCUGACCAGACUCCACUCUCUGCGGUCCUUAAGCCUCCACAACAACCUGCUCACCUACCUGCCGAGGGAGAUCCUGAGUCUGGUCCACCUGCAGGAGCUCAGCCUCAGAGGCAACCCGCUGGUGGUGCGCUUCGUCAAAGAGAUGACCUACGACCCCCCCUCGCUGCUGGAGCUGGCAGGACGAACCGUAAAGAGCCGGAAUAUUCCUUACUUCCCUCGUGACCUGCCCUCAAAUCUGCUGCGCUACCUGGACCUGGCCAGCAAGUGUCCCAACCCCAAGUGUGCGGGUGUGUACUUUGACUCGUGUGUCCGUCAGAUUAAAUUCGUUGACUUCUGCGGGAAGUACCGGCUGCCCCUCAUGCACUACCUGUGCUCCCCUGAAUGCACCUCCCCCUGCAGCUCCAACCCUCAGAGCGACGCCGAGUCCGAGGAGGAGAACAGCGUGCCGGCUGAUCGCCUUCAGAGGGUUCUUCUGGGCUGAAACUGCAGAAAUCUGAAGGAGCGGUGCUCGCUGCGGACUUAACUCGACACGUUUGUGUCUUCACGCACAACUGACGUCCGUGUUCAGCGUACUUCUACAUUCACCGACUUAAAACGCACAAAAUACGGGACGAUCUGUGGCAUUGGAAGUGUACAUUUUYUUUAGUUUGUUUUAUCGGACCACAUAUCAGUCCAUGAUUAAAAGAAGGGUUUAAGUUUUUACGCAUCUCUACCUGCUUGUCAGACGGUCAAACACAGGAGGGCAGUAAAACUCAAGUUUCUGUGAAGGUUGAAGGAGGAGCAGGAUUGCUUUUGUUUUUUAGGGCGAUACAUUUCCUCUUUAAUGCAACACAAUUCUACAUUUUUAAAGGGGAUUAAAUGUUUUUAGCUACUGCARUAGUUUCCAUGUCCAAGUGUCUCUUUAAGAUGUGGAAAACAAAAUUUCAAAUUAUGGAACUAUUAUUGUAGGAGAUAUUCUUAUUAAACUUCAUGAUGAAAACAAACCAUGUGGUGAUAUUUUAUCACUAAUUUCAUUAGUAUUAUGAUUGUUUAAUACUCUUAACUCAGCUAAAUUAGGGUAGUCUUAUGUGGAAGUCUGCUUGCUGACACAGGAAGUGGAUGUUGGGUGGGCCAGAGAAACCAUCCUCUCUGCACAGAAAUAGCUGUUGAACACAUUUACAGCCUUCAUGCAUUUAAAGAAGAGUUCUCUGAGCUUUAGCAAACAGAGAGAAACUUCAGUCAGAAACCGCUUUUGUUUCAAUUCUUACUUUAAAUAAAAAUGUCAUUUUAAACAGGAAAUAUUUGCCUUCUGGUUACAUCUCUAAGAAAGCUUUUUUUUUAAGAACUGUGGUAUUUUAUAGCUUUCCACACAGGUUUUGCCUGUAAGUGAGGAGGUCAGAUUGACCCCCCAGCUUCCGUUUUGAAACAUCUUCAAUGUUACAGCAGCACAGAUAUUUUUAGCAACUGCGACGUGCCUUACUAAUGGAGAGUUUUAACACGUAAACCAAGUGUUAGUAUAAAGAAAUGUGAUAUAUGCACCCUGAAAUGUGAUGCGCGUAACAAUAAUUGUUAUAAAUUCAUUUUUGUAUGAAUUUGUGCUUUAAGGUUAACCACAAGAAAAUAGAAAUGGUAACUUUUUGUGACAAAAUUAGCUUUUAUACCAACUUUUUGUGUGUGUCAAUCUACAUUUUAAGUGUCCUUUUAGAAUAGAUGACACAGUAAAUCUAAUGUGUAUGUGUUUACUCCUUAAAGAUCAUGUAAGGGAAAUGUAUGUAAACGCUAAUAAAGAAUAACAAUGCUUUU